Zasmidium cellare ATCC 36951 is the source of this 918-nucleotide messenger RNA. RefSeq lists its product as uncharacterized. Bases 1 to 918 code for a protein of 305 amino acids. Gene Ontology annotation, cellular component: membrane; trans-Golgi network. Gene Ontology annotation, biological process: endoplasmic reticulum to Golgi vesicle-mediated transport. The transcript is spliced from 4 exons. The record is from RefSeq and is a predicted model, not a curated record. NCBI's taxonomy places the organism in Eukaryota, Fungi, Ascomycota, Dothideomycetes, Mycosphaerellales, Mycosphaerellaceae.
AUGGCCGCAAUGAUGCCAGGCCCUGGAAGUGGCCCAGGAGGAUCAGAGAACCCCUACAACUACGACACUCCAGUGGAAGACGACCUGAUUGACCCUGAUGAUGCCACCCUCGACGACCUCGACGACCCCGUCAACACCAACGACCGCGCCCCGCUCACGGGCAACAUAACCACGAACCAAGCGCAACAAAACACGCGCGCCGCCUCGAACGCCCAAGGCUUCCUGAACAACGCCCUCCCCGGCGAAGACCGCCGCGCAGCACUGGAUACCAUCGACGAGUCGGUCUGGGAGACUCUGCGACGGGAUUUGCUCGCGGUGUGGGAGAAGAUGAGGCAGGUGCUUUGGCCGAAAUACUUGCUCGGGGGAAUGAUGAAUAGUGGAGGUGGGAUGGGCGGGGAGGGCGAGGGGCCUAGGGAUACGCUGGGGCAGAUUCGGGGGUUGGUGGGACGGUGGCCGGAUGCGGAUGCUGUGUUGCAGGGGGGCAUGAGUGAGGGGUUGAGGGAUUGGGAUCUUUGGGGUCCGCUGCUCUUCUGUCUGCUGCUGUCGUUCUUCCUCAGUCUGAACGCGAGAGAUGAUCAGAGAUCUCUCGUCUUCAGCGGUGUGUUCGCCAUGAUCUGGAUCGCUGAGGCGGUCGUUACGCUGCAGAUCAAGCUUUUGGGAGGCAACAUCUCCUUCUUCCAAUCUGUCUGCAUCAUCGGCUACACGCUCUUCCCCAUGGUCAUCGCCUCCCUCCUCAGCGCCCUCCGAGUCCCAAUGAUCGUCAGAAUACCCGUCUACAUCGUCCUCGGACUCUGGUCUUUGGCAGCCGGCGUGAGCAUUCUCGGGGGAAGUGGCGUGGUCAAGAACAGGGUUUCCCUUGCGGUCUACCCGCUGUUUGUGUUUUACAUUGGCGUCGACUGCCUUUGCUUCAUCUCGUAG